AGCUUUAACUUUCAAGUAGCCGAGUUCCCACAGCAGCCCACGAGUCCCGGCGCGAGUCCACAGGACAGUGAACCAUGCGAUACACUGGAUUAUUUAUAUCACUGCUUUCUUUUGUUUAUACAUGGGAGAAUCUUGAGGCAGCGAAUUCAGCUUUACCUCAUGUGAUGCGCUAUGAUGUGGUCCGACCUCAGGCACUGAAAGGGCGAGCGAGGAGGAGCGCCUCUUCUCUCAAGACGUAUCCUGAACAACUUGAAUAUGAUUUGGCGGUAGAUGGGAGGAAUUUAACAGUUUCUUUGCACAAAAAUAGGGAGCUUUUAGGAAAAAAUUACACCCUCUCAUAUUACACCAAAGAUGGGAUUUCAGAAACAGAGUCUUCAGACAAUAUUGAUCACUGCUACUAUCAGGGACACGUCCAUAAUUUUGAAGACUCUUCAGUCAGUGUUGGACUUUGCUCUGGCAUGGAAGGGUUUCUGAGGAUCAAAAAUCAAGUUUACUUGAUUGAGCCCCUAGAAGAGUCGUUGGAUGGUGACCAUGCUAUAUAUAAGCAAGAGCAUUUAAGGACCAAGCAAGGGGCCUUUGGAUACAUUAAUGACACAGUCUAUAACAUUGGUCCGAAGUCUAGUGGGCUGUAUAAAGGCAAAUAUGUGAAAAACACCGGAGGAGGACAGCAGACUGUUGAGAUGGUUUUGGUUGUUGAUAAUACGGAGUACAACAAGUUUGUAAGUUUUAAGAAGAUUGAAGAAAGAAUGUUGUUGGUCGCAAAUCAUGUAGACAAGCUUUACCGGUCUUUAAACAUACGUGUCAGGUUGGUUGGACUUGAGAUUUGGUCUCAAAGAGACUUAAUUGAUGUCAGCAAUAUACCAAAUCUUACUCUGGAACGAUUUUUACAAUGGCGUCAGAACAGCCUGCUCAAGAGGAAGAAGCAUGACAAUGCCCAUUUUGUUACGGGUGUAGAUUUUGAAGGGUCAACGGUUGGGUUGGCUACAAUGUAUGCUAUGUGCUCUCCAUCCUCUGGUGCUGUGAAUGAGGACCAUAAUAAAAAUCCAAUUGCUGUGGCUUCUACAAUUACCCAUGAAAUGGGACAUAAUCUGGGUAUGUCACAUGACGAUUCAAGCUGUGGAUGCUCCUCAGACAAGGGCUGCGUUAUGUCAGACACCAUUGGGUAUGUUUACCCUGAUUCCUUCAGCACUUGCAGUCAGGCAGCUUUAAAGGCGUUUUUGCAGAGUUAUGAUACCAGCUGUCUACUAGACGUGCCAAAUGAGAGUGAACUAUAUGGAGGUCCAGUUUGUGGAAAUGCUUUUGUUGAAAAAGGCGAGGAGUGUGACUGCGGAACUGUUGAGGAAUGUAACAAUCCCUGCUGCAAUGCCACCACCUGUCGACUGACCGAAGGUGCCGUUUGCGCACAUGGGGAGUGCUGCCACAAUUGCCAGUUGAAACAUUCAAGUAGCCUGUGCAGAAAGAGUGCUCACGACUGUGAUUUGGACGAGUACUGUACAGGAAUAUCAGCCUUUUGUCCAGAGGAUGAAUAUAAGAUGAAUGGACACCCUUGCAAUUAUAAUCAGGGCUACUGUUAUAAUGGACAAUGUCCAACACAUAAAGAACACUGCAAGAAGCUGUGGGGAGCAGAUGCUAAAGUGGAUACUGACAUCUGCUUUGAUUAUAAUGUUCGUGACAGAACCUCGAAGAGUGCUGAGCACAUGAUGUGUGGGAAGAUAUACUGUUAUGGUGGGAAUCCUUUCCCCAUAACCAACAGAAGAUUAACAGUCACUAUUGGUUCAAAAACAUGCAACAUGGCUGUGGAUGACUCGCCCACAGGUGACUUGGCGAUGGUUCCAGCAGGCACCAAAUGUGGCAUUAAUAAGGUGUGUUACCACAACCUUUGCCAAGACAUUAGUAUAUACGGCAUUGAGAACUGCUCUGAUAAAUGCAACAAUCGUGGGGUGUGUAACCAUGAGAGGAAGUGUCACUGUGAUCCAGGAUGGGCACCACCCUAUUGUGAUGUUCAAUUCUCAGAAAUUAAAUCGCCUAAGCAAUAUGUGAUCAUUGGUGUGACUGCAUCUGUAGUCGUUCUUGGAUUGAUCAUUAUUAUCGGAGCACUGGUGUGUCACAGGAAAAAAAUAACAGAAUAUAGAAAGAAAAGGUCUUUGAAGGACACACACCCUUCCUCAGGCCAGUGCAAUCCAGCAUUCCAACCAGGAAGUGCAAAGAACAGCCCGAGAUGCACACAACCACGCAUAGGUCAACCAACUUUCCUUGAGUCAUCCACUACCCUGUCCUGCAAGCCUCUCUAUUCUGCGGCUGUGCCCUCUAGACCAGCACCAUUGCCUCCAAAGAAUGCACCGCAAACUAGGACAGAACAGAUUGUACAGCCUCCUGUCCCACCUCCUGGUAUUUCCAAAAACAUGUAUCCUGUUCAGGCAAAACCCCUACUUCCACCAACUAAGCCACUCCCUCCAUCAAGGCCGUUACCACCACUGGCAUCUAAACCUGUGACUAAGUCAAAACCACAUCCAGUGCCUCCUGUGAAACCCACUGGGACGCAGCUAGCAUUUACUCCACCUCAGGUAAUCCAGAAAGUUGCACUGAAACCUCCUGCCAGGCCCAGAUGAUCUGGAACAAUAUGAGUUGCUCUGAAUCACUGGGAGCUUCAGAAGAACCGUGGGCAGCAGUUUACAAGCUGAACAGAGCUUGUUGUGUUUUUUGUGGUAUAGCUUGUGAAUAACAAGAUGGAGUUAAGGAGGAUGGUAAAGCAGAAUGAAACAUUUGCACUGUAGGAAUCGCUUUAGACUAUUGGUACGACUUGUUUGCAAUUUCUUUGAUAGUAUUUUGGCCUUUUCUGUUUAUUUAUUUUAUAUUUCGAUUUUUAAGAAUGUAAUUUGCAACUGUUUACAGUCGGUUCAGAUAUGUCUAGUCUAGAGAGUUCCUCCUUUAAAGUCCACACCACAUUGCUGCCUAAGUGGGAGAGUAAAGUGUAUUAUGGUGCGUUCAUACUUGCCUCUGCAGCUUUUUUGUAUUUGCAAUUUUAUGUCUUAUUUUUUUCAUUAUUUUAUGUAUAAUUUCUUGUUAUUUACUUUUUGCAAUUACAAGAGGGGACCUGUAAAAAGGCUUGUGCCAUAAGGCCAU
Molecule: messenger RNA, 3123 nt
Organism: Labeo rohita (rohu)
Lineage: Eukaryota; Metazoa; Chordata; Actinopteri; Cypriniformes; Cyprinidae
Gene: adam8a
Product: ADAM metallopeptidase domain 8a
Exons: 25
Coding region: 75-2609 (844 amino acids)
Biological process (GO): inflammatory response; positive regulation of membrane protein ectodomain proteolysis; proteolysis
Molecular function (GO): cell adhesion molecule binding; metalloendopeptidase activity
Source: RefSeq, a predicted model, not a curated record